GGGAGGGGGCAGCGCCAACAAAUUGGGGAGCUCGGCCCGCCGCGCUCAGGUCUCCGCUAGGAGCCGCCGCGCCCGGGACGGUGCGCCACACUCCCCGGCUCCAAGGUCCCCGCGCCGCCCUCCGCACCCCGCCGCCCUGCGCACGCCGCCAUGGGGCCCCGGCUUGGCCUCUGGCUGCUGCUGCUGCCCGUCGCCCUUCUGCUCCACGAGGAACGCAGUCGGGCCGCCGCCAAGGGCGGGUGCGAUGGCUCUGGUGGUUGUGGAAAGUGUGACUGCCAUGGAGUGAAAGGACAGAAGGGAGAGAGAGGCCUCCCGGGACUGCAGGGUGUCAUUGGGUUUCCUGGAAUGCAGGGACCUGAGGGGCCACACGGACCUCCAGGACUGAAGGGUGACACCGGAGAACCAGGGCUUCCCGGCACAAAAGGCACGCGAGGGCCCCCAGGAGCAUCCGGGUACCCUGGAAACCCAGGACUUCCGGGUAUACCCGGCCAGGAUGGUCCCCCGGGACCCCCUGGAAUCCCAGGAUGCAAUGGUACAAAGGGUGACAGAGGACCAGCUGGGCCCCCUGGCUUGCCUGGGUUCACGGGAAACCCGGGACCACCAGGACUCCCAGGGAUGAAGGGAGACCCAGGGGAGAUACUCGGCCAUGUGCCCGGCAUGCUGUUGAAAGGAGAGCGAGGGUUUCCGGGACCCCAGGGGAUGCCCGGCCCUCCUGGACAGCCAGGCCUCCAGGGACCCAUGGGCCCUCCGGGAUUUACUGGACCACCAGGUCCCCCGGGCCCUCCUGGCCCUCCAGGUGAAAAGGGACAGAUGGGUUCGAGUUUCCAGGGGCCGAAAGGUGACAAGGGUGAGCAGGGUGUCAGCGGGCCUCCUGGGGUUCCUGGCCAGGCACAGGUGCAGCAGAAAGGGGACUUCGCUCCCACAGGAGAAAAGGGUCAGAAAGGUGAACCUGGAUUUCAGGGAGUACCAGGCGUCGGGGAGAAAGGCGAACCCGGGAAGCCAGGGCCUCGAGGGAAACCUGGGAAGGACGGCGAGAAGGGGGAGCGGGGCAGUCCGGGCUUCCCUGGUGACUCAGGAUACCCAGGACUCCCAGGCCAGCCGGGCCUCAAGGGAGAGAAAGGCGAAGCCGGUCUUCCUGGCCCACCCGGGACUGUCAUAGGCACCGGGCCUCUGGGAGAAAAAGGAGAGCGUGGCUACCCGGGCGUUCCUGGGCUGAAAGGGGAGCCGGGCCCCAAAGGUUACCCCGGAAUUCAAGGCCAGCCGGGCCCCCCAGGCCUUCCCAUCCCAGGGCAGACGGGCCCUCCCGGCUUCCCCGGGGAUAGAGGAGAAAAAGGUGACCAAGGAUUGCCAGGCGUGUCUCUGCCGGGACCCAAGGGGAAGGAUGGAAUCCCAGGCCCUCCGGGUCCCCCUGGACCUCCUGGGCAGCCAGGCUACACAAAUGGCAUCGUGGAGUGCCAGCCAGGACCGCCAGGCGACCAGGGUCCCCCCGGCGCCCCAGGACAACAGGGAUUGACGGGGGAAAUCGGAGAGAAAGGCCAGAAAGGAGACAGCUGCCUCAUCUGCGACACAGAAGGACUCCGAGGCCCCCCUGGGCCACAGGGGCCCCCAGGAGAAAUCGGUUUCCCGGGACAGCCAGGGGCCAAAGGCGACAGGGGCCUGCCAGGCCGGGAUGGCGUUGAAGGGGUGCCUGGUCCCAAAGGUGCACCAGGGCUGAUAGGCCAGCCGGGAGCCAAGGGAGAGCCCGGAGAGAUCAUCUUCGACUCACGACUGAAAGGCGACAAAGGAGCCCCAGGUUUUCCAGGACAGCCCGGCCUCCCUGGAAGAGCAGGAACCCCUGGAAGAGAUGGUCACCCCGGACUUCCUGGCCCCAAAGGCUCCCCGGGCUCCAUAGGACUGAAGGGAGAACGCGGUCCCCCUGGAGAAGUUGGCUUCCCUGGCAGUCGUGGUGACAUUGGCCCCCCUGGACUUCCAGGAUUUGGUCCGAUUGGCCCCAUUGGUGACAAAGGACAAAUAGGGUUUCCUGGAAGUCCCGGGGUGCCAGGCCCACCAGGUCCGAAAGGCGAAGCAGGAAGGACCUUUCCCUUACCUGGGCCCCCUGGUGCAGAUGGGCUCCCAGGGUCUCCCGGAUUCCCAGGACCCCAAGGUGACAGAGGCUUCCCUGGGACCCCAGGACGGCCAGGCCUCCCUGGAGAGAAGGGUGCUAUGGGCCAGCCAGGAAUUGGAUUUCCAGGGCCUCCAGGCCCCAAAGGUGUGGACGGCAUACCCGGAGACAUGGGUCCUCCAGGGAUCCCAGGCCGCCCGGGAUUUAACGGCUUACCUGGCAGCCCUGGUGCACCUGGCCAGAAGGGGGAGCCUGGAGUUGGUCUUCCUGGGCUCAAAGGCCUGCCUGGUGUCCCUGGCAUUCCUGGCACCCCUGGAGAGAAAGGCAGCAUCGGGGGACCUGGUGUUCCCGGGGAGCAUGGAGCAAUUGGCCCCCCUGGGCUUCAGGGCAUCAGAGGCGAUCCUGGACCUCCUGGAGUACAGGGACCCGCAGGCCCACCUGGGGCUCCGGGACUUGGCCCCCCUGGAGCCAUGGGCCCCCCUGGAGGACCAGGACUACCAGGGUCAUCAGGUCCUCCUGGAGUAAAAGGAGAGAAGGGCUUCCCUGGAUUCCCAGGACUGGAUAUGCCCGGUCCUAAAGGAGACAAAGGGGCCCAAGGACUUCCUGGCCUAACAGGACAGUCAGGGAUGCCUGGCCCUCCUGGACAACAGGGCACACCUGGACUUCCAGGCUUCCAAGGUCCCAAGGGAGAAAUGGGUAUCAUGGGCACCCCUGGGCAGCCAGGGGCUCCAGGACCAGUGGGCGCCCCAGGAUUUCCUGGUGAAAAAGGGGAGCACGGCUUCCCAGGCUCUUCAGGACCCAGGGGAGACCCUGGCUUCAAAGGUGAAAAAGGUGAUGUCGGACUCCCUGGCAAGCCGGGGUCCAUGGAUCCAGUAGACAUGGGCACAAUGAAAGGACAGAAGGGAGACCAAGGAGAGAAAGGACAAACUGGACCCACUGGUGACAAAGGAUCCCGAGGCGAUCCUGGGACCCCCGGUGUGCCUGGCAAAGAUGGACAGGCAGGGCACCCUGGACAGCCAGGACCCAAGGGCGACCCAGGCAUAAGUGGCACACCAGGCGCACCCGGGCUGCCCGGACCUAAAGGAGCGGUUGGUGGAAUGGGCCUGCCAGGAACCCCUGGAGAAAAGGGCGUGCCUGGCAUCCCCGGCCAGCAGGGCUUCCCCGGCUCACCUGGAGAGAAAGGGGCCAAGGGAGAGAAGGGACAGGCAGGUCUGCCUGGCAUCGGGAUUCCCGGGCGGCCUGGGGACAAGGGAGACCAAGGGCUCGCGGGCUUCCCUGGUAUCCCCGGAGAGAAGGGGGAGAAGGGCAGUGCCGGGAUGCCAGGUGUGCCGGGGUCUCCGGGCCCCAAGGGGGCUCCGGGCAGCAUUGGCUACCAAGGAAGCCCGGGUUUGCCUGGGGAGAAGGGUGACAAGGGUCUUCCAGGACUGGAUGGCAUUCCUGGCGUCAAAGGAGAAGCAGGUCUCCCUGGGACACCUGGCCUCAUAGGCCCCACUGGCCAGAAGGGUGAGCCCGGCAGUGACGGCAUCCCGGGCUCGGCAGGGGAGAAGGGCGAGCCAGGUCUACCUGGACGAGGCAUCCCAGGAUUCCAAGGGGCCAAAGGAGACAAAGGCUCAAAGGGUGAAGUGGGUUUCCCCGGAUUGGCUGGGAGUCCCGGAAUUCCUGGACCCAAAGGCGAACAAGGAUUUAUGGGUCCCCCGGGGCCGCAAGGGCAGCCCGGCAUUCCUGGUGCCCCCGGCCGUGCUGUAGAGGGUCCCAAGGGAGACCGAGGACCGCAGGGACAGCCCGGCGUUCCAGGGCUUCCGGGACCCAUGGGGCCUGCAGGGCUCCCUGGGCUGGACGGACGGAAAGGGGAAAAGGGGAAUCCAGGCUGGCCAGGACCGCCUGGCGUUCCAGGGCCCAAGGGAGACCCCGGAUUCCAGGGCCUGCCGGGUAUUGGUGGCUCUCCGGGAAUCACAGGCUCCAAGGGUGAUAUGGGGCUGCCAGGAGUUCCAGGAUUCCAAGGUCAGAAAGGUCUUCCUGGUAUCCAGGGACUGAAAGGCGAUCAGGGCGAUCAAGGUGUCCCCGGCCCUAAAGGUCUUCCAGGGCCCCCUGGCCCCCCAGGUCCUUACGACGUCAUCAAAGGUGACCCAGGGCUUCCUGGCCCCGAGGGUCCCCCAGGUCUGAAAGGGCUCCAGGGACCUCCAGGACCGAAAGGGCAGCAAGGUGUGACUGGCUCAGCAGGCAUUCCUGGGCCUCCCGGAAGCCCGGGCUAUGAUGGUGCUCCUGGCCAGAAAGGAGAGACAGGUCCCUUCGGGCCACCAGGUCCCAGAGGGUUCCCCGGUCCCCCAGGGCCCGAUGGGCUGCCUGGAUCCAUGGGGCCCCCCGGCACCCCGUCUGUGGACCACGGCUUCCUGGUGACCAGGCACAGUCAGACGACAGAAGAUCCACUGUGUCCACCCGGGACCAAGGUCCUGUACCACGGCUACUCUCUGCUCUACGUGCAGGGCAAUGAACGGGCACACGGUCAGGACCUGGGCACAGCUGGCAGCUGCCUGCGCAAGUUCAGCACCAUGCCCUUCCUCUUCUGCAACAUCAACAACGUCUGCAACUUCGCCUCCCGCAACGACUACUCCUACUGGCUGUCCACGCCUGAGCCCAUGCCCAUGUCCAUGGCACCCAUCUCCGGGGAGAACAUCCGGCCCUUCAUCAGCAGGUGCGCGGUGUGUGAGGCGCCCGCCAUGGUGAUGGCUGUGCACAGUCAGACCAUCCAGAUCCCGCAGUGCCCCAGCGGCUGGUCAUCACUCUGGAUCGGCUACUCCUUCGUGAUGCACACCAGCGCGGGUGCUGAGGGCUCUGGCCAAGCCCUGGCUUCCCCCGGGUCCUGCCUGGAGGAGUUCAGGAGCGCGCCCUUCAUCGAGUGCCACGGCCGGGGGACCUGCAAUUACUAUGCCAAUGCCUACAGCUUCUGGCUCGCCACCAUCGAGAGGAACGAGAUGUUCAAGAAGCCCACGCCGUCGACCUUAAAGGCGGGAGAGCUUCGCACCCACGUGAGCCGCUGCCAAGUAUGCAUGCGAAGAACAUAGCGAGGCCGCCCAGCGCGUCACAACAUGGUGCUACCCCCUCCGCCAACGCUGCCGCCGCCGCCUCUGUGUUUAACAGCAGCGAACCCCAGAAGUAUAUCCUGUGUACCUCACUGUCCAGUAUGAAAGCGUAAAGUGCCUUGUAGGAACGUGCGAACUAACACGCCCCGCUUCCCCGGCCUCCGCUUGCUGAGGAGAAGAGAGACAGCCAUAGGCUUUCCAUAGUGGCAGCCCGACGGCACUGGUGAUAGUCGGAGACCAGUCCUGCUCCGCCGUGCGCUGGGCACGAAGCGGGGCUCCAAGGUGCUAGGGGCGCGGUGCCCCCGCCCGCCCAGCCUCCUAUGUAACAGGAAUUUUCUGCCCAGGUAGGAACGUCUCCAGGGCGUGUGUAGUGUUUCCAAAUCCAGGUUCCUUGGUCUGUGCAAAUCAUAGUGAUGUAAAAGCAAACCUCCAGAUGCCACCCGGACUUUAGAAACACCUGUCCCUCCUGGCCCCCAAAGAUGAAUUUGUCUCUCUGCUCUGUGUGGUACUACGCAGCUGCUCUGGCAGAGGUCCCAACCUUCCUGUGGAAUAAAGGUGGUCCAAAAGUAGUGAGAAAUUAAAUAUAUACAUAUUUUAGUAAUUUAUAUAGAGGUCAGCAAUUAGGCAGGUCAAACCCUAGUGUAACCUCCACUGUUGAAAUAAAGCUUACCUAGUUCUCCUCUUGCAAAGACUGUGCUGUCCUUUAACACCGAUUUUUGAACGCUCCGAUACCAAAUGUGAAACACCAGCCUUGUUCACUUCCAAACCAAAAAUCAUGCGUUGCCCAAAGCAGAUCUGGGUUGGUGCACACGGAGUCUCGGCCAAUGGAACGCGUUCUUGAGCUGACUCUGCCGGAUCCUUUCAGGGUUAAAUACUAACCACAGACUGAAUGACUUGACUUCGGAAGCGGGCACAGCCUCCCGGCGGCAGGAGCAGCCUCGCUCAGGCGCGGGAGGCCCAGAGCCCUUGCUGUCCGUUCCAGUGCUCUGGGCUGCUCCCGGAGCCGAGCGACGGGCGCAGGAGGGCGGAUUCGGACCACUAUGCUUGAAACGACAUUUCACCAAAAGUCUCCAAAACUGUUUCAAGACUACUAAGGCCUUUCCUGUAAUUUCUUUACAUGUGUAUUUCUUAAAAAUUCAAAUUUGUAAUAAAACUAUUUGUAUAAAAACAAA
Cavia porcellus (domestic guinea pig) is the source of this 6353-nucleotide messenger RNA. It is a transcript of the gene Col4a1, whose product is annotated as collagen type IV alpha 1 chain. Gene Ontology annotation, biological process: extracellular matrix organization. The record is from RefSeq and is a predicted model, not a curated record. Gene Ontology annotation, molecular function: extracellular matrix structural constituent conferring tensile strength. Bases 151 to 5163 code for a protein of 1670 amino acids. Lineage: Eukaryota; Metazoa; Chordata; Mammalia; Rodentia; Caviidae. The transcript is spliced from 52 exons. Gene Ontology annotation, cellular component: collagen trimer.